Messenger RNA from Zonotrichia leucophrys gambelii, 740 nucleotides. Its product is annotated as histone H2A-beta, sperm-like. The record is from RefSeq and is a predicted model, not a curated record. Gene Ontology annotation, biological process: heterochromatin formation. The transcript is spliced from 2 exons. Gene Ontology annotation, cellular component: nucleosome; chromatin. Lineage: Eukaryota; Metazoa; Chordata; Aves; Passeriformes; Passerellidae. Gene Ontology annotation, molecular function: DNA binding; structural constituent of chromatin; protein heterodimerization activity. Bases 179 to 595 code for a protein of 138 amino acids.
GAAAAAGUUGCUUAUAAAAAGUUUCUGGGCCUAGGAUGGACUGCAUGUGACUUGUUUGUGCUUGGGUGCAGGUUGCAGCAAGGCAUAGUCUAGGAGAAAAAAAAAAAAAGAAUUUUUGAAGCUGUAGCACCCAAGUGCUUUGACGACCUCCAGCCGUCUGUGUGUCCUCGCUGCCAGAAUGUCUGGACGUGGAAAGAAGCGAGCAGUGGCUGGCGGCCCUAGAAGCGCAUCCAAGAAGAGCAGAUCAGCCAGGGCAGGUCUGCAGUUCCCUGUGGGCCGUGUCUCCAGGUUCCUGCGGAGCGGGAAUUAUGCCCACAGGAUUGGCUCUGGCGCUGCCGUCUACCUGGCUGCAGUGAUGGAGUACCUGGCUGCAGAGGUCCUGGAGCUGGCAGGGAAUGCUGCACAUGAAAACAGGAAGACAAGGAUCCUGCCCAGGCACAUUCUGCUGGCUGUGAGAAAUGAUGAUGAGCUGAACAAGCUCUUUGCCUGUGUGACCAUUCCUCAAGGCGGGGUUAUGCCAAAUAUCCUUGCUCAGCUCCUUCCGAAGAAAACUACUGGAAAUGUUGCUUCUCAAAAAUAUGGUGGUAGCCAGUGAAACUUGCUUUUCCUGGUCUGGUCUGUGCACUUAUGGAUGCUGGGACUCAAUAGCACUAAUUUGUAUGUGUUUACUUCUUUGUCAAGUACUUUGCCUGAUAAUUUUAAGGCAUUUUUAAAAUGUGUAAUAAAGUUUCUAGAAUGCA